Molecule: messenger RNA, 1657 nt
Organism: Raphanus sativus (radish)
Lineage: Eukaryota; Viridiplantae; Streptophyta; Magnoliopsida; Brassicales; Brassicaceae
Product: glyceraldehyde-3-phosphate dehydrogenase GAPCP1, chloroplastic
Exons: 14
Coding region: 160-1422 (420 amino acids)
Biological process (GO): glucose metabolic process
Molecular function (GO): NAD binding; NADP binding; oxidoreductase activity, acting on the aldehyde or oxo group of donors, NAD or NADP as acceptor
Source: RefSeq, a predicted model, not a curated record
UCUGCAACAGUGGGUCAGAGUCGUAGUCGCAUAAAAAACUCCGUUGCCAACAUUUUUGGAUUCUUAUUUAUAUUUGUUGGGUGGUUUGGCUCUACUCUACUCCCAUAAGCCACCGAAAGUGUUUUUAGGGUUUUUCGAGAGAUCUCUCUUUCAUUUUCAAUGGCCUCCUCUUCUCUCCUCAGAUCCGCCGCCGCUGUUCCUCGCCCUGACCUUUUCUCGUCGCCGUCGUGUGAUCACUCUAAGGUGUCUGCAAGUCUUGGAUUCAAUCGCAGCCUCACAUCAUCAAGAUUUUCUGGUGCUGCUGGAACAUCAUUGUCUCUACAAAGAUGCAAUGUAACAAGUGUGCAACCCAUCAAGGCCACGGCUACGCAAGUUCCACCUGCACUUCAAAGGUCAAGUAGCACUGGCAAGACUAAGGUUGGGAUCAACGGUUUUGGUCGGAUUGGAAGGUUGGUUCUCCGUAUUGCAACAUCCAGGGAUGAUAUUGACGUUGUGGCAGUCAAUGACCCUUUCAUUGACGCCAAGUACAUGGCUUACAUGUUGAAGUACGAUUCUACUCAUGGAAACUUCAACGGAACCAUCAAUGUCAUUGAUGAUUCUACUUUGGAGAUCAAUGGGAAGAAGGUCAAUGUUGUCAGCAAGAGAGACCCAGCUGAGAUCCCUUGGGCUGAUCUUGGAGCUGAUUAUGUUGUUGAGUCGUCAGGUGUAUUCACCACCCUGUCAAAGGCUGCAUCCCAUUUAAAGGGUGGUGCAAAGAAAGUAAUCAUCUCUGCCCCUUCAGCUGACGCGCCCAUGUUUGUUGUUGGUGUAAAUGAGAAGACAUACCAACCAAACAUGGAUAUAGUCUCCAAUGCUAGUUGUACCACCAAUUGUCUUGCUCCUCUUGCUAAGGUGGUGCAUGAGGAAUUUGGUAUUCUUGAAGGCUUGAUGACAACUGUCCACGCAACCACUGCUACUCAAAAAACUGUUGAUGGACCAUCUAUGAAGGACUGGAGAGGAGGGCGAGGAGCUAGUCAAAACAUCAUUCCUAGCUCAACCGGUGCUGCCAAGGCUGUAGGUAAAGUUCUGCCAGAACUGAACGGGAAACUUACGGGAAUGGCAUUCCGUGUACCAACACCAAAUGUUUCCGUUGUGGAUUUAACCUGUAGGCUUGAGAAAGGUGCCUCUUACGAAGAUGUUAAAGCGGCCAUUAAGUAUGCCUCGGAAGGACCUCUAAAAGGCAUUCUCGGGUACACAGAUGAAGAUGUCGUCUCCAAUGACUUCGUGGGUGAUUCAAGGUCAAGUAUCUUUGACGCCAAUGCUGGGAUUGGAUUGAGCAAGUCCUUUGUGAAACUUGUCUCUUGGUACGACAAUGAAUGGGGUUACAGCAACCGAGUGCUUGACCUUAUAGAGCACAUGGCUUUGGUAGCAGCCAGCCGCUAAGCAUGCACGCACACACACACACACCGGUUCUUGCAGAAGGACUUUCUACUUAUUUUCUCACCUUCUACAAAGGCGGUUUGGUUCUGUUAGGUGCUAGAUCUUUUAAUGUUUGGUUUGGUUCCUUCUUUUUGGUUCUGUUUCAGUAUCUGCAACUACGAGAAAGGAAAAAACAUAGAGAUUUGGUGUAAUAGACUACUGUCAUUUAUCAAUAAGCAUUAAUUCUUUGCAAACUUCA